Molecule: messenger RNA, 1725 nt
Organism: Rotaria sp. Silwood1
Lineage: Eukaryota; Metazoa; Rotifera; Eurotatoria; Philodinida; Philodinidae
Source: the annotation of a GenBank genome assembly
AUGAGUUUAGAAUUAUUACCGAAUGAACUAUUACUGAAUCUAUUUCAAUAUUUCAAUAUUACUCAUCUAUUUCGUGCAUUUUAUGGUCUUAAUAUUCAUUUCAAUAAACUUCUUUUCUUUCAUUUUCAAGUUCGUGGUCAUUUUAAUUUUGAAUCAAUAUCCAAAACUCAUUUUGACAUCAUUUGUCAACAAUAUCUUCGAACACUUAUCGAUCAUGUCAUUUCAAUUCGUCUCUCUGAUAAUAAUGGAACACCUCAACAAAUAAAUCAUUUUCUUUCUUAUGGUUUUUUAUUUCAUCAAUUUACUUAUUUAAAAUUUCUUUCAUUAGGUUAUAUUGGUUCAGAACAAAUUAUGUAUAAUAUAAUAAUUGAUUUACAACAUCUUCAUCAUCUUACUCAUCUGAAAAUAGAUAAAUGUCAAGUUGAUGAUGAUUUAAUCAAUAAUGGAUGGAUUUUUAAUCAAAUUUGGAGUCUACCGAAAUUAACUCAUUGUCAUUUUGAACGAAAGCAAUAUUUAUGGAAUCCAUUUUUUAUUUCUCCACAAAAUAUAUCUUUAUCAAUAAAAUAUUUAUAUCUCGAAGGUUUUUGUUAUAAUUCCAAUGAAUUACAUCGUUUAUUUGAACAUACAAUUAAUCUUGAAAAUUUAACUAUUGAUAUUGAACAUAAUUAUGAUUAUCAAGAAAUUUUGUUUGAUAUUUCAUCAAUGAAAAAAUUAAAAAUUUUUGUUCAAUAUUCUCCACAUAUAACAAAUAAUCUAUUAAAAAAUUUGCCAAAUUUAACUCAUUUAACUAUUGAAUUAGCACAUAUUGUUAUUGAUGGAUAUCAAUGGGAACAGAUUAUAAAUAAUCAUUUAUUUAAUUUAAAAAUAUUUCAUUUUAAAAUGGAAUUUUAUCUUCGUUCAAAUAAUGAAAAAGAAGAACAAGUCAAUCAAUUACUUGAUUCAUUUCGUAGUCAAUUUUGGAUUAUUAAACAUCAAUGGUAUAUUCAAUGUCAUUGGUAUUUAUCGAAUAAACUUUAUAAAGCUUAUCUUUACACUUUACCAUAUUAUUAUAAGGAUUUUUCAAUUAAUUCAGAUGUACAGUUCAAAUCAACAUGUCCAAAUCAUGAAAUUCAUUGGUCUUAUAACAAUGUACAUAAUUUAUUUUUUAUUGAUUCAAUCAAUUCUUCCGUUAGAUUUCCUAAUCUUUAUAGUCUUAAGUUACAUCUUCCUUUUGAUGAUUCAUUUUGGUCUAUUGUUCCAAAUUUUAAUAAAUUAAUUUCAUUAAAUAUCAAACUAUCGAAAAUUGUUGUAAGUCAAUUACCAAUUGAAAAAUUACUUCAACGAGCUCCUUGUCUUUAUUCAUUAACAUUGUCUGAAUGUUUAUUUUCAUAUACAUUGUUAUUCAAUCUUACAAGUUCAUCGAUUCGUCGCCUUUGUCUAUUUGAAUUUGGAUGUUUUAAUGAAGAACAUUGUGAGAGUUUGAUACAUUCAUCAGUAGGAAUUCAAUGUGAAGAAUUAUUUAUUACUGUACAAGAACGAAAUAGCAUUGUUAAUCUAGUUAAUGGAAUGAAAAAUCUUCGAGUGUUAUAUGUUCGAUCUCAAGAUGAUAAAUGGCAAAGAAACGAUGAUGACCUAUCAACAGAAGAUAAACUUAUUAAAUGGUUAAAAGAUUGUUUAUCGAAGAGUUGUAUAAUUAUCAGAGGCAAUACUAAUGGUUUUGAUCAUAUUCAAAUGUGGAUUCGUUAA